This is a messenger RNA of Closterium sp. NIES-65, 987 nucleotides long. The record is from the annotation of a GenBank genome assembly. NCBI's taxonomy places the organism in Eukaryota, Viridiplantae, Streptophyta, Zygnematophyceae, Desmidiales, Closteriaceae.
AUGGUGGACAACACCAGGCUCACCCUCCGCAACCGUUACCUGAGUGACACGGACGACUUUGGAGAGGGGAGCAACGAGCUGAGCGCCUUUUUGACGAAGCAUGCGUCAUCGGAGAAGAGGGUGGUGAAGGUGACGGGCACCGACUCGACUGGGGCGCCAACCACUCAUGAGUACACCCUCCACAAGCAGAAAAUUAAAGGUCAGAAAUUGGGCGGGGGCUUGGACGACUGCAUCACACUGGCGAAGGGGUACGUGAAGGAGCUGUUGAAGCGUUUGGAGAGCCGGAUGAAGGAUUUGGGCUCUCUCGAGGGCGCCAAGCUGUUCACGCAGGGGGCCUGUUUGAGCCUUUCCCUCCCAUUCUCCCUCUUUCCCUCUCUCUCUCUCUAUCCCGCCCUCCCUCUCUUUCUCUCUUCCUCUCUCCUUUCCUCCCUACCUCCCAACUUCCCCCCCUCCAUCCCUCCUCCCAGCCUCCCUCCACUGCAGCCCUACCUUUCAACACUUAUCUCCACCGCUCCUCUCCACUGCUCUCGCCACUGCUCCCUCGCACCAAAUUCCAUUACCCCUACUGUGCCCCUAUUCCAUUCACCGCUUCCCCUCACUUCCUCCCUUCACCUCCUCCUUCACCUUCCCUUUCCCCUCAUCCCUUCCCAUCUCUCCUUCGCCUCCUCCCUUCCCCUCCUCCCUUUCCCUCCUCCCUUCCCCUUCUUCCUUCCUCCUCCCUUCCCCUCCUCCCUUCCCCUUCUUCCUUCCUCCUCCCUUCCCCUCCUCCCUUCCCCUUCUUUCUUCCCCUCCUCCCUUCACCUCCUCCCUUCCCCUCCUUCCUUCCCCUCCUCCCUUCCCCUCCUCCCAACCCCUCCUUCUUCCCCUCCUCCAUUCCGCUCCUCCCGUUGCCUACUCCCUUCCCCCUCCGCCCUUCACAGCUUGCCAAAGAAUUACCCAGCAACUUUUUCUGCAGCGCAGCAGCAGCCACACUUUUGCGACGCCUAA